Molecule: messenger RNA, 1244 nt
Organism: Dioscorea cayenensis subsp. rotundata (Guinea yam)
Lineage: Eukaryota; Viridiplantae; Streptophyta; Magnoliopsida; Dioscoreales; Dioscoreaceae
Product: transcription factor MYB56-like
Exons: 3
Coding region: 387-1115 (242 amino acids)
Biological process (GO): regulation of DNA-templated transcription
Cellular component (GO): nucleus
Molecular function (GO): RNA polymerase II cis-regulatory region sequence-specific DNA binding; DNA-binding transcription factor activity, RNA polymerase II-specific
Source: RefSeq, a predicted model, not a curated record
ACAAAGUAACUGCUGGUCUUUUUGCUAUUGGGUUGAAAGACAUGAGUCUUGGACAAGCAUAUGCAAACACUCUCACAAGUAUAAAGAAAGAUAGAGAGAUAUAGAGAGAAAAAGAGAAAGAGAGAGAGAGAGAGAGAGAGAGAGGAGGUGGAGAAGAUGAAGGAGAGCAUUGGGGAGAAGUCCCAGAGCACACGAGGGGGUUCUUAAUGAGGGAUGAUGUGCAUGAAAAACAUAGACAAAAAAAAGAGAGCAGUGUUUAUCUUUCUGUCUUUCUUUUCUUUCUGAUCUUGCUUGCUUGGUUUGUGUUCUUGGCAGCAGUUGUUAGUGUUGUUUGUGUUUGUUUUUUGUUCAACAUCUUGUUGUAAAGAAAAAGAAGAAGAGUGUUCAUGGCUUGUCCACCACCUUCAGCUCCAUUUUAUGGAGAACAGAGGCACUGUGCCAGAGGACAUUGGAGACCAGCUGAAGAUGCAAAGCUUAAAGAGCUUGUUUCAAAGUUGGGCCCUCAGAACUGGAACCUCAUUGCUGAGAAACUUGAAGGAAGAUCAGGGAAGAGUUGCAGGUUGAGGUGGUUUAACCAGUUGGAUCCAAGGAUUAACAGGAGAGCAUUCAGUGAAGAAGAAGAAGAGAAGCUUUUGGCUGCUCAUAGAGUCUAUGGAAACAAAUGGGCACUGAUUGCCAGGCUUUUUCCAGGAAGGACUGACAAUGCUGUGAAGAAUCACUGGCAUGUUAUCAUGGCCAGGAAACAAAGAGAGCAGCAACAACAACAGUCUAGUACUAGUAAGAGAAGAAGACACUCAAAUAUCACAACAACGGCAACAUCAACAACAACUUGUAGUGUUUCUCAUUCUCAAAUUAUUAGGAUGGAUGUUAAUGCUUGUAGUGCUGAAAGCACCAUUACAAGCACCAGAGAUGAGUCUUCAUCCUUCAUGGAUGGCACUGGGACUUUGAGAAAUGGUGUCCUAAUGAUGUUUAAUGUUCAGUCUGACUCUACUUCUGAGGCUUCAGCCAGUGAUUCAGUAGCCAAUCAGUGCACACAUGGUGAACCAAAAGAUGAAGAGAAGAACCACAAAUUCAGCUUCCCAUUCAUAGACUUUCUUGGUGUUGGAGCCAUGUGAGAACAAGAACAAGAACAAGAAGAAGAUGUACUGAGUUUUGUUGUUGCAGUUGUUGAUGUAGUAGUUGUUGUAGCUUCAAGACUUAAGAAUGAAUGAAAUGAAUGGUUCAAGAGAUUAAAAAAAAAAAUG